Sarcophilus harrisii (Tasmanian devil) is the source of this 5767-nucleotide messenger RNA. It is a transcript of the gene KPNA4, whose product is annotated as karyopherin subunit alpha 4. Bases 209 to 1774 code for a protein of 521 amino acids. The record is from RefSeq and is a predicted model, not a curated record. NCBI's taxonomy places the organism in Eukaryota, Metazoa, Chordata, Mammalia, Dasyuromorphia, Dasyuridae. Gene Ontology annotation, biological process: NLS-bearing protein import into nucleus. Gene Ontology annotation, molecular function: protein binding; nuclear import signal receptor activity. Gene Ontology annotation, cellular component: cytoplasm; nucleoplasm; nucleus. The transcript has 17 exons.
GGAGCGGGAGCCCCGGCCGGCGCAGCCGCAGCCGCACACACGUUCGGCCGCCGUUGCCGCGGCCCGGCCCCGCACGGGUCCUCUCGGCUGGAGCUGCGGGCGGCGGCGGCGGCGAGGGCGACAGCUGAGGCGGCCCUGGGAGGGGCGGCGCGGGGGUUGGGGCGGAUCCCGCGGGGCUCGGGCGGGGGAAGCAGGCGCCGGCCCGACCAUGGCGGACAACGAGAAACUGGACAACCAACGGCUCAAGAAUUUCAAGAACAAAGGCCGCGACCUGGAGACUAUGAGACGGCAGCGAAAUGAAGUUGUUGUCGAGUUAAGGAAGAACAAAAGAGAUGAACAUCUCUUAAAAAGAAGAAAUGUACCACAUGAAGAUAUUUGUGAAGAUUCUGAUAUAGAUGGUGAUUACAGAGUGCAAAAUACCUCCUUAGAAGCAAUUGUGCAAAAUGCUUCAAGUGAUAACCAAGGAAUCCAGCUAAGUGCUGUUCAGGCUGCUAGAAAGCUUUUGUCCAGUGAUCGCAAUCCACCAAUUGAUGACUUAAUAAAAUCUGGAAUAUUACCUAUUUUAGUCCAUUGUCUUGAAAGGGACGACAAUCCUUCUUUACAGUUUGAAGCUGCAUGGGCUUUGACAAACAUUGCUUCUGGAACCUCUGAACAAACACAGGCUGUAGUUCAGUCCAAUGCUGUGCCACUUUUUCUGAGGCUUCUCCAUUCACCUCAUCAAAAUGUGUGUGAGCAAGCGGUCUGGGCACUGGGAAACAUCAUAGGUGACGGACCCCAGUGUAGAGACUAUGUCAUCAGUCUUGGGGUUGUGAAGCCUUUACUCUCCUUCAUCAGUCCGUCCAUCCCCAUAACCUUCUUGAGGAAUGUUACUUGGGUUAUGGUCAACUUAUGUCGCCACAAAGACCCACCCCCGCCUAUGGAAACCAUUCAGGAGAUUCUUCCAGCCCUCUGCGUUUUAAUUCAUCACACAGAUGUAAAUAUACUGGUAGACACUGUCUGGGCCCUCUCUUACCUGACUGAUGCUGGCAAUGAGCAGAUUCAGAUGGUCAUUGACUCAGGCAUCGUCCCUCAUUUAGUUCCUCUGCUCAGUCACCAGGAGGUGAAGGUGCAGACGGCCGCACUCCGAGCUGUCGGCAACAUCGUCACUGGUACUGACGAGCAGACGCAGGUUGUGCUGAACUGCGAUGCUCUUUCACACUUCCCUGCACUUCUGACACAUCCCAAAGAAAAAAUCAAUAAGGAGGCGGUAUGGUUCCUCUCGAACAUCACUGCGGGAAAUCAGCAACAGGUUCAGGCAGUGAUUGAUGCCAGCCUUGUGCCCAUGAUCAUACACCUCUUAGAUAAGGGUGAUUUUGGAACUCAGAAAGAAGCUGCUUGGGCCAUAAGUAAUUUAACAAUCAGUGGAAGAAAAGACCAGGUGGCUUACCUUAUCCAGCAGAAUGUUAUCCCACCCUUCUGCAACUUGCUGACUGUGAAAGAUGCUCAGGUUGUGCAGGUGGUACUUGAUGGGCUAAGUAAUAUAUUAAAAAUGGCUGAAGACGAGGCCGAAACCAUAGCCAACCUAAUAGAAGAAUGUGGAGGCCUUGAAAAGAUUGAACAGCUUCAAAAUCACGAAAAUGAAGACAUCUACAAGCUGGCCUAUGAGAUCAUUGAUCAGUUCUUCUCAUCAGAUGAUAUUGAUGAAGACCCUAGCCUUGUUCCAGAGGCAAUACAAGGGGGAACAUUUGGUUUCAAUUCCUCUGCCAAUGUACCGACGGAAGGGUUCCAGUUUUAGAAAGAUGUUGUGGAAGUGUUGGGUACAAUGCAGCACUGAUAUAUAUACAUAUAUAUAUAUAAAAAAAAAGGUUUGAUCCAUCAAGCUUGGCUCAUGGGAUCUGCUGCUGCAUUAAAUCGGGGAAAGAGAACGUGAAGAUUUCAUUUGGAAUCACAGAAAGCCCAAAUGAAGUCAAGAUGGCGAGUGGGUGCGAGUGAGAGUGAGUGGCAAAAUGUAAUGAAAAACUUCACACGAAUGCUUAUUUAGGUCGUUCAAAGGAAAAGGGCUCAGGUCACUGAUGUGCCGGGCCUGAGAAGGAACAUGGACUAGAGCUAGAGCAACAGGGGGGCGCGGAACCACCAUCUUCCAGCCUUGUAAGCAUUAAUGAGAACAGGGUGCCCGUCCGAGCCCGAGGAGAGAGAGCCCGGUCUUGCUGUGACUUCAGCCCUGUGUGAAUGGAAGACAUUGAGCAGGCUCUGGCCUCCGUGGUGGGGAGCCCGGCUCAUCUUUCAGACCCAGGGCUCCUCCCUCGGGGAGCAGACCCCAGUUGUGGAGGGGCGCGUGUGCGAGAGUGUGGUUGUGGUGCUGUAUGGGGAUGCGUGCGAGCUUGAUUCGCCUUCAGGGGCUGGGGACAAACCUGGGAAUCAUCAGGGGGAGACCCUAAGUGUUGGCGUACACUGGACAUGGAAAUAAAAGACCGGUUUAGCAGCAGACUUUGGUUUACUUCUGCAGCCUGGGUUUCCUUUCCCUUUCUCUUGGACCUUUUUUUUUCCUUUCCUUUUUUGUUUCUCCUUUUUCUUUUUCUUUUCAUUCUUCCCCACCCCCCUAAUUACUUUAUCUAGUAUGGCUUUAUUAGUUGCUUGUCAAGUCAGAUAACUUUUCAGGAAGGAGUCCCUGUGCAUUUGCACCAGAUGAAUGUUUGAUGUUAUGAAAAGCUUUCCAUAUCAUCAAAAACUAAUUUGUGUAGACUUUUGCAUGAAAAAUCAGAAUUUCCCUCCAAAUAGACUGUGUUGCAGUACACAAGUUGCCAUAAUAGUAAGAAACAGUAAAAUGUGCUUUCUAAAGCCGUCCUUUUCAUUUUCAAAGAUAACAUGAAGCUCUUUGCAUGUGGUAAUAAUCUACAGCCUAGUUCAGUUUUAGAUUUUGUUGAGUCCUGUAAAGAAGAAAAAGAAAAAAGUUUUCAGUUGUGGUAGAAUCCCGUGCUGUGUUUAAAUGUUACUUGCUUUCAAACUUUGUUUUCUAUGAAAAUGAUAUGGAAACUUCUAAAAUGGAAUUUGGUGCAUAUGUACUGCCGAAUAAAGACCGAUGACGAGGUGUGAAUAGAUGUACAAAUCAAGUAAUGGUUUGAACACCUUUAAUAAUAUGCCUAAUCUGUUCAAUUGUUUUAGAAUCUUUUUAUCUUAGAUGUAGGCAGCCAUGAACAAUCUAUUUUGAGCCACUUUAGGGAGAAAACUUUGUAUUUCUAAAACUUGCAUAAAAGACAUGCAAGUGGUUUUUAUAAAUUGGAAUAAUACCUCAGUUUUGAGGUUCUGCACACUAAAUUAAAUGUGACACAAAUAAAUUUGUACAAAAAGGAGAACUCUUUAUAAGGUGGCUCAUUGUAGGAAACCCUGUGCCUUCCCCUUCGAGCACACGUGUUGCAUGAACAGCGGUUUGCUAUAAGAAACAUACCAGAUUAGCCACCAUUAGCAUCGUUAUCUACUUUGUGUUUAAAAAUCAACUGGUAAUUCUGAAACACUGUAGAAUGGAUAAAGAUUAUUUUGUGAUCAUAACUCUUUGUUGGACUAGAGUAUUUUUGCAGCAUUCCUUGUCAUCAGAACAUGGUUAAAGUUUAAAACUAGAAGCAGCAGAAAACUAGCUUGUAAAAUUUAUCCAAGUAGAGUGCAGGCUAGGCUGUCUUGGGGAAAUAAACAUUAAAACUUAAAGCAAUGUUUUACACGGGGUGUGGUGUGUGUGUGUGUGUGUGCGCGGGGGGAAGGGCUUUCUAUGAUCAAACUGGACAUGACAACAUAACAAUUCAAUUUAUUAAAGUUCUCUCACCUUCUUACCUCUUAGGCUUUUGACCUGCUUCAAAACCAAAAGAAUGUAGGUGACUUGACUUAUUAUCAACUUAGUUCUACAAUUUCAUUUCCUCAUGAUGUGUGACAAUAUUUAUUAGCUUUUGAAUUUGCACAUGAAAACCUAUGUACCUUCUCCCCCUCAAAUAACUUUCCCCUAACGAUGAUCUUCUGAAUGGCUUCAACUCUGUUUAGAACCACACCCUGGACGGCACUGGUAAUAUGUCAGUAUCACCUGAACGAUGGGUUUUGUACAAAAAUAUUAUUUUCACAUGAGAUUUGGUAAUAGAUGUUUACGUAAGAAUAGGCAAAUGCCUUAAUUUCAUUAAGCCAUAAGCCCUUUUCUACUUUUUUCUUUCUUUGGUAAAUAAGAUGUUAUAAACUAAUGAGCUUAUCACUUAAAUUUUGUCAUUUGAAGCACAUGGCAUCUCAUUAAAGAUAAGGGCUAUUUCAUACUUCAAACAUAUUUCUGCUUAGACCUAUGGCUUUGACCCUCCCCCCCCCCCCCUCCCCUCAAUAGAUCAGUGUCUACAUUCUCAUUCUGAGUAUUUUCUGUCGACAUGUAUUAAUAGUUAACUGGUCGUGUAUUUAAGCACAGCUAUAUUCCUGUUAGCCAGUAGUCCAGGAAGUUGGCUCACUCAAAAUAGGGCUUCAUUAUUUCUCAGUGAAGUUUUGAAAAAUGGAUAAGCAAAGACGAACAUACUUCACCACAUCCCCAGUUAAAAUGCUCAGUUGAGUCAUGUGCAUAACCUUAGAUUGGGAUUUGCCUUGUGGGGGUGGGGGGAAAAAAGGGAGGGGAUGGAGAGGUGAAAAAUAAAUGGCUAUUUCUAAUUAAAUUUUAAGAGAUCGCCACCGACUUGUCCUUGGCUAUCAUGUUAGAAUAUUACAUUACACCAGUGCAGAAGGAAACUGGGGAUUAAAGGUCUUUUCGAUUUGUUGAAAGUAGAUUUAAGUCAAGGGAAACUUAACUACCACGUGGGUUUUCCUUAAGCUACAGAACAGUUGUGAUUCCAACAUGAAUUUGCAUGAAAAAAGUGACUUGGGUAGACCAGUGUUUUUUGACUCCUUAGCCUGCUCUUUGGGCGUCUUCCCUAUUUAGGGGGAAUGGAAGAGGGGUCGUCCUUUUAGGGAAGGUGAGAGGGGCAAGAAACAGAAGAGAGACGAUGCAUUUUAAGUGUCUAGCUCAGUUUAUGAAUGAAAACACUAGACCUAUAGGUGUAGUGCUACCUAAAGUCAUGCUAAUGGCAGAAUGGGAUCAUGCUAUCCCAGAUGGAUUAAUAAGAAUCUCCUCUAAUACAUCUUGUCCCUUAAAAUAUGAAAGUCUUUGGGCUAACCUCAGCUGAGCAGAAAUGGAUUUUAUUUUUGAUAAAUUAAGUGAUGCUCCUCAUUUUUCAGUUUUGGAGGGGCACCAAAAACAACUGAUUCCUCAGACCACAAUUCCCUUUUCUUUAGUGUUGUGACUUAGAAUCUCCCUUUUGAUGAUGGAAAAAAAUCUUACAUGCUGGGAGGGCCAAGACUCCAACUAGCAUCUCAUACAGAUAAAAACUACUCAUUCUGAAUAGUCAUGGUUUGGACCCCUUGAUGCUUCCCUUACUCAGCUGCAGAGUGCAGCUGUGGGCUGUCUUGUAUGAAGGAGGUAGAGAAUUUGGCCACGGCCACAACAAUGAGUAUAUUUGAGGCUUGGAGCAGCCAAACUUAAUUUUUUUUUUAAACAUUUUCUUUUAAUCUGCUCUCAACUAAUUUCUACCCACAUCAAUCAGGAAAAUUCCUGGAAAGCCCGAUUGGUUUCUACCCUUAGCAAGCCGUGGUUAUCAUGUGUGAUCCUCAGCUACUAGUCAUUCCUAGACACUGGACUAACCUGAGAGCUAUAGAAGCAAUGAUCUGAGAAUUUCACUGAAAAACUUAAAAUGUGAGGGAUCUAUUUUUCUCUAAGAACAAUAAAGUUCUUGAAAUGUGA